AUUUAUCCAUACCCACCGCAGAGAGAGGACAAGAUGAGGAUGGGGGGUUAGCAGCCUGUAACCAGGGAAUGGAAGUCUGUAGAGGAGGAGCCAGCGUAGGCCGUACGCUCACACAAACUUGCACUGUUCAAAUCACUACGCUCCGCAGGCACUCCCUCCCCGAGCCAAGAAAACACAACAAAUGCGCUGCAGACAAAACUCAGCCAACCAACCGAACCAAAAAGCCUUUUUGGUUCACCUCCCCAAACCAAUCCAAACAAAACGACGACCAUUUAAUACUCUCAUUAAUACUACCACUUCCGACUUCUAUUAAAAAGGCCGCCUGGGCGUCGACGGCCCCCAAAUCAAAGCAACUUUAGGGUUUUACAGAGAGAGAGAGAGAGAGUAAUGGAGGGCGGCCGGGUAUACAUGGACGUAAGCAUCGGAGGCGAGAUGGAGGGGAGGAUCGUGAUCGAGCUAUUCGCCAGCGUCGCGCCGAAGACGGCGGAGAACUUUAGGGCUCUCUGCACCGGCGAGAAGGGGAUCGGCCCGAGCACCGGAGUACCUCUCCACUUCAAGGGCUCACGAUUUCAUCGAGUUAUCAAAGGCUUUAUGCUUCAAGGUGGAGACAUAUCUGCAGGUGAUGGAACUGGAGGAGAAUCCAUAUAUGGAUCAAAGUUUGAGGAUGAGAAUUUUGAAAUGAAACAUGAGAUGAAAGGAAUGCUGUCAAUGGCCAAUUCUGGUCCUAACACAAAUGGUUCUCAAUUCUUCAUCACGACAACAAGAACACCUCAUUUGGAUGGGAAACAUGUUGUAUUUGGGAAGGUGCUAAAAGGCAUGGGAGUUGUCCGUUCAAUUGAGCAUACACCUGUCGGAGAGGGUGAUUGUCCCACGGUUGAUGUUAUAAUUGCGAAGUGUGGAGAACUUCCUCAAGGGAGUGAUGACGAAGUUGUAAAUUUCUUCAAAGAUGGUGACAUGAAUCCAGAUUGGCCUGGUGACCUUGAUGAGAAGCCAAAUGACGUAGCAUGGUGGAUAAAUGCAGUUGAUUCUGCUAAAAAUUUUGGGAACACUUGCUUCAUGAAACAAGAUUACAAGAUGGCUCUUAGAAAAUACCGAAAAGCAUUGCGGUACUUGGAUGUUUGUUGGAAUCAAAAAGAGAUUGAUGAAGAGAAGAGUUCUUUAUUGCGGAAGAUGAAGUCAGUGAUCUUCACAAAUAGUUCUGUAUGCAAAUUGAAACUGGGGGAUUUCAAAGGUGCGCUGCUGGAUGCUGAAUUUGCAGUGCGAGAAAGAGAUGGCUAUGGCAAAGCAUAUUUUCGCCAAGGUCAGGCACAUAUGGCACUGAAUGAUGUGGAUGCAGCAGUAGAAAGCUUCAAGACAGCAUUAGAGCUGGAGCCCAAUGAUGGAAAGAUAAAGGAAGAACUUGCUGCCGCGAAGAAGAAGAUUGCUGAUAGGCGAGAUCGAGAGCGAAAGGCUUAUGCUAGAAUGUUUCAAGCAUCAACCAAAUCAGGCUCAAAUGAUGAGGAAUAACAGUGAUGAAUUCAUUCAGCUCUAAAACUUUCAAAAUUUGUUUUUACUGCCGAUGACAAGCUGAGCAGUUUUUUUGUUGGCAUAGGGAGGUGUUUGUAGGAAUAAGAAGCUGAUUAACUGUAGUUCAUUUUUGAUGCGGACGAAAGUUUUUCAUUUCUUGAACCUUUUAUUGUAUUUGUAGUGUCUGGAGGGACGCAGUAAAAACCAUUGUAAUGGUGCUUGACACACAUGUUUGAGGACUUCAACUUACGUCAUCUCAACUAAUUUCUUUGAACUUGUGCAAAAUGUCACAUUGUUUUUGUGGAACGGACAGUUUUUCAUAUAUUUCAAAAUUCUCGGUAACUGGAAUAUUUCAAA
Asparagus officinalis (garden asparagus) is the source of this 1863-nucleotide messenger RNA. RefSeq names its product peptidyl-prolyl cis-trans isomerase CYP40-like. Gene Ontology annotation, biological process: protein folding; protein peptidyl-prolyl isomerization. The record is from RefSeq and is a predicted model, not a curated record. Gene Ontology annotation, molecular function: protein binding; peptidyl-prolyl cis-trans isomerase activity. NCBI's taxonomy places the organism in Eukaryota, Viridiplantae, Streptophyta, Magnoliopsida, Asparagales, Asparagaceae. The coding region runs from base 388 to 1506 and encodes 372 amino acids. The transcript is spliced from 10 exons.